CCGAUCGCACAGCUGCUGGAGCUAUGGAAGAAGAUCGAGGUGGAGCCCAUGGAGAUAGAGACGGCGGAGGAGGACGCUAACCUGGACACGGAGACAGCCGCGGAAGACACCUCGGAGGAAGGCAAGAGUGACCCAGCAAGUUGCAAAAAAAAAAUAGCUGCAUCUGUUGAAGAAGAAGGCCUCGUGAAAGAGAUUGACAUCAGCCACCAUGUGAAAGAAGGCUUCGAGAAGGCAGACCCUUCGCAGUUUGAGUUGCUCAAAGUUCUAGGGCAAGGAUCCUACGGGAAGGUGUUCCUGGUGAGAAAGGUGAAGGCAUCCGACGCGGGCCAGCUCUAUGCCAUGAAGGUCCUCAAGAAAGCCACCUUGAAAGUCCGGGACCGCGUCCGCUCCAAGAUGGAGAGGGACAUCCUGGCGGAAGUGAACCACCCCUUCAUUGUGAAGCUCCACUACGCCUUUCAGACGGAGGGGAAGCUCUACCUGAUCCUGGACUUCCUGAGGGGCGGGGACCUCUUCACCAGACUCUCCAAAGAGGUCAUGUUCACAGAGGAGGAUGUCAAGUUCUACUUAGCAGAGCUGGCCUUGGCAUUGGACCACCUGCAUGGGCUGGGCAUCAUCUACAGAGACCUGAAACCUGAGAACAUCCUCCUGGAUGAAGAGGGUCACAUCAAGAUCACAGAUUUUGGCCUGAGCAAGGAGGCCAUCGACCACGACAAGAGGGCCUACUCGUUCUGCGGGACCAUCGAGUACAUGGCGCCUGAGGUGGUGAACCGGCGAGGCCACACGCAGAGCGCGGACUGGUGGUCCUUCGGAGUGCUCAUGUUCGAGAUGCUGACGGGGUCGCUGCCAUUCCAGGGGAAGGACCGCAAGGAGACCAUGGCCCUCAUCCUCAAAGCCAAGCUGGGGAUGCCCCAGUUCCUCAGUGGGGAAGCUCAGAGUCUACUGAGAGCCCUCUUCAAACGGAACCCCUGCAACCGGCUAGGUGCUGGUCUGGAUGGAGUGGAGGAGAUCAAACGCCACCCCUUCUUCAUGACCAUCGACUGGAAUAAGCUGUACCGCAAAGAGAUCAAGCCGCCCUUCAAGCCAGCAGUCGGCCGCCCAGAGGACACCUUCCACUUCGACCCCGAGUUCACAUCCAGAACACCCACAGAUUCUCCGGGUGUCCCUCCCAGCGCCAACGCCCACCACCUCUUCAGAGGGUUCAGCUUCGUGGCCUCGAGUCUGGUCCAGGAGCCCACACAGCAGGACCUCCACAAGGCCGCGGUCCACCCCAUCGUCCAGCAGCUGCAUGGGAACAGCGUCCACUUCACCGAUGGCUAUGAGGUCAAGGAGGACAUCGGGGUGGGCUCCUACUCCGUGUGCAAACGGUGUGUGCACAAGGCCACGGAUGCCGAGUACGCCGUGAAGAUAAUCGACAAGAGCAAGAGGGACCCUUCAGAGGAGAUUGAGAUCCUGCUGAGAUACGGGCAACACCCUAACAUCAUCACCCUCAAAGACGUCUACGAUGAUGGGAAGUACGUGUACCUGGUGAUGGAGCUGAUGCGAGGCGGUGAACUCCUGGACCGCAUCCUCCGUCAGCGCUGCUUCUCUGAGCGUGAGGCCAGCGAUGUGCUGUGCACCAUCACCAAGACCAUGGACUAUCUGCACUCCCAGGGGGUGGUCCACCGCGACCUGAAGCCCAGCAACAUCCUCUACAUGGACGAGUCCGGAAACCCCGAGUCCAUCCGCAUCUGUGACUUUGGAUUUGCCAAGCAGCUGCGAGCCGAGAACGGGCUGCUGAUGACCCCUUGCUACACAGCCAACUUUGUGGCCCCCGAGGUCCUGAAGCGGCAGGGAUAUGACGCAGCAUGUGACGUGUGGAGCCUGGGGAUCCUGCUGUACACCAUGCUAGCCGGAUUCACCCCUUUUGCGAAUGGACCAGAGGACACGCCCGAGGAGAUUCUGGCGCGGAUUGGCAGUGGACAGUACGCGCUCUCUGGAGGCAACUGGGACUCUAUAUCAGAUGCAGCCAAGGACGUCGUGUCAAGGAUGCUGCACGUGGACCCCCAGCAGCGCCUGACAGCCGUUCAAGUCCUCAAACACCCAUGGAUCGUGAACCGAGAAUACCUCUCCCAGAGCCAACUCAGCAGGCAAGAUGUGAACUUGGUGAAGGGUGCCAUGGCCGCCACCUACCUGGCUCUGAACCGGACUCCUCAGGCCCCCCGUCUGGAGCCAGUGCUCUCCUCCAGCUUAGCCCAGCGCCGAGGCAUGAAGAGACUGACCUCCACCCGCUUGUAGC
Elephantulus edwardii (Cape elephant shrew) is the source of this 2275-nucleotide messenger RNA. It is a transcript of the gene RPS6KA2, whose product is annotated as ribosomal protein S6 kinase, 90kDa, polypeptide 2. Gene Ontology annotation, biological process: protein phosphorylation; intracellular signal transduction. Gene Ontology annotation, molecular function: ribosomal protein S6 kinase activity; magnesium ion binding; ATP binding. The transcript has 25 exons. The coding region runs from base 49 to 2274 and encodes 741 amino acids. Lineage: Eukaryota; Metazoa; Chordata; Mammalia; Macroscelidea; Macroscelididae. The record is from RefSeq and is a predicted model, not a curated record.